Pestalotiopsis fici W106-1 is the source of this 1068-nucleotide messenger RNA. RefSeq lists its product as uncharacterized. The transcript has a single exon. The coding region runs from base 1 to 1068 and encodes 355 amino acids. The record is from RefSeq and is a predicted model, not a curated record. Lineage: Eukaryota; Fungi; Ascomycota; Sordariomycetes; Amphisphaeriales; Sporocadaceae.
AUGCCCGAGGAGUCUAGUCCUAUGCUGGGCGGCGGGGCAGCGACGACUACUACUGGGAGCAACCCACACGACGAUAUCGUGGAAGCCGACCACCACAACGACCACAAAGUGCAAGAGAGCACUGGCGCUACCGUGGCAGCGAGCCUUGUUGGAACCAUUACUAGAGAGCAGCAAUACGAAAAUGGUUACCACUUUCCGCCCAAGUACUCGUGGCGCGAAACCAUCGAACAAGGCCUCGUAGACUUUUGGGCUUUCUACAAUACCGGCUUUGGUUUCUUUCUCACAAUAUACUCGCUCAACGUUAUCGCAUGGGGCGGUAUGCUCUUCUUGCUACUAUGCAAUGCAUCGCCCUGGAUGUGCAAUGGCGACUGCAACAACAUAGACUCGCCGAGGCGGAUAUGGAUAGAGACCGACUCCCAGAUUCUCAAUGCGCUCUUCUGUGUAACUGGGUUUGGCCUAGCCCCCUGGCGCUUUCGCGACCUUUAUCUGCUUCUCAAGUAUCGCAUCAAGAAGGACACAAGGGCUCUUCGUGAGCUUGCUGGUGUCCACCGCGGCUGGUUCAGAUUGGCUGGUUCCGAGUCGCUACCCCUGCGUCUUGGGCCCAAAAACAUUGAAGAGACGACAACCAGCUAUUCUGAACAAAGUGUACCAUUGCCACUUGAAAAGAUAUCCGACGCCCCUCCCACGGGAAUCAGAGCGCCACCAACCAAGAUGUGGAAGAUGGACUGCGUGGUAUGGCUCAAUGUGGCAAACACUCUGUUGCAGGUUUGCUUGUCGACAUUCAUGUGGGCUUUGAACCGCUAUGACCGACCAUCUUGGUCGACUGGGCUUUUUGUUUGUUUGGCAUGUAUUGUCGCUGGUAUCGCCGGUGUCAUGACGGCCAUUGAGGGAAAGCACGUCAAGGCAAUCGAGGGCGUUCCUCUGACCAAGAGAGACCACGAACGCUUGGCAAGAGACAAGGAGCUGGGCAUACCACACUGGAAUAAUAUCAAGGAUAAGGAUCCGCAGGAGAAGGAAAACAAGAAAAAGGCAAAGAAGAUGGCCUCCCAUGAGGAGAAGACGGCUUAG